AUGUCGGAUAGGGUUGACUGGUUACAAAGCCAAACUGGAGUUUGCAAAGUUGAUGUCUGUUCCCCCGGAGAUGGCCAACCCCAGGACUGGAAAAUGGAAGCCUCACAUGAUCCCAUCAGAGUGCUCAGCUGGCUCCGCAGAGACCUGGAAAAAAGCACAGCAGGGUUCCAAGAUGUUAGAUUCAAGCCUGGAGAAGCAUCAUUUGGUGGGGAAAUGGUCAACUCAGGAGACCCACGCAAAAGUUUCUGUGUGGACUAUUAUAACACCACCACCGAGGGCAGUCCAGGGAGAUUGCAUUUUGAGAUGAGUCACAGAGAGAGCCCUUAUCAGGGCCCCAGUGCCCACGUUGGUAACAGGAGCUCAGUAGACAAAGUUUCCUUCUACGCCACUCGCCUCACAAAUCUCGUCAUAGCCAUGGCCCGCAAGGAGAUCAACGAGAGGAUUGACGGCUCUGAGAGCAAAUGCGUCCAUCAGUCAGUGUACGUGGGGGAUAAGCCCGCACCCAACAAAAGCCUGAGCAAGGUGGCAUCAGAGCUGGUGAACGAGACUGUCUCUGCCUGUUCCAGAAACUCCACCUCGGAUAAGGCUCCUGGCUCCUGUGACAGAGCCUCAGGAACAUUACAGAGUCCCCUGAAUUUAAAAUACAAAAGUGCUUUGAAGAUCAAGGACAGCACCAAGGAAAGCAGGAGUCCAGACGACAAGCCUUCUUCUAAGAAGUCUUUCUUCUAUAAGGAAGUGUUUGAAUCUUGUAACGCAAGUGAUGCCACAGAGGGCGGAAGGUCCUUACCCGCAGAGGGAGAGAUGUUCAGAGAGCGGGAAAGGCCCAGUGACUUCACAGCUUCUGUCAGUCAAGGGAUCAUCACCUAUGCUAACAGUGUGGUGUCUGAUAUGAUGGUCUCCAUCUUGAAGACCCUGAGGAUCCAAGUGAAGGACACGACCAUUGCCACCAUCCUGCUAAAGAAGGUCCUGAUCAAGCACGCGGAAGAGGUGGUCUCAGAUCUCAUUGACUCCUUCAUGAAGAACCUCCAUGACGUCACAGGGGCCCUCAUGACUGAUAUGGACUUUGUCUCGGCUGUGAAAAGAAGUCUCUUCUCUCAUGGAAGCCAGAAGGCCACAGAUAUCAUGGAUGCCAUGCUGGGUAAACUCUACUCAGUGAUAUUUGCCAAGAAGCCUCCUGAGACUGUCAGGAAAACCAAAGACAAGUCUGAGAGUUAUUCCCUCAUGUCCAUGAAAGGAACGAGUGACCCUAAAAACCGAAACGUCAACUUUGCAUCCAUGAAAUCUGAAGGUAAAUUGAGGGAAGAAAAAUGCUCUCCUGCACCCAAACCCGAGAAGGAGAAGACUUGUGCUGAAACUCUGGGUGAGCACAUCAUCCAGGAGGGGCUGUCCCUGUUGCACAGAAAUCAGCAGUAAGAAGGAAAAUCUCCAGGUGUCCAGUGUGCGCCGUUUGUGGCUUCCAACAAACAGUAUAAACCUGCACCAGACUCUCCCUUGGGAGUUCCUUUCGAUCCUGGCAACCUCAGUCCCUCUGUGCAUCACCCAGAGAAACCGGAGAAUUUUAUGUAUGACUCUGACUCCUGGGCCAGGGACCUGAUCAUAUCAGCCUUACUUCUGAUUCAGUACCACCUGGCCCAGGGGGGAAGCAUGGAUGCACAGAGUUUCCUUAAAGCUGCUGGCAGCACCAACUUGCAGGCCAACAGCAAGUCCCCUGCAGUUUCUGAUGAGUCCGGCCUUAGGUCUCCUCAUACGGGGGUUGACCAAGAAGAAGCAGAGAAGGAUCUAAUGAGCGUUUUCUUCAACUUCAUCCAGAACUUACUCGGUGAGACCAUUUUCAGGAGCGACCGUAGCCCUGAACCCAAGCCAGCUAAGGAAGAAGACAGUCCCCAGCGUGAAAGACCUGUAAGUCCUUCUCCCAUCAAAUUAAAUGAAGGCGAUGAGGCUGGAGGUACUUUUGCUGGGCUGACCAAGAAGGUUGCUAACCAGCUAGAUGACCACAUGAACGGGCGAAUGGUAGAACAUCUGAUGGACUCAGUGAUGAAGUUGUGUCUCAUUAUUGCCAAGUCCUGUGACUCUCCAUUGGCAGAACUAGGAGAUGAUAAGUCUGGGGAUACCAACUGGCCAACUUCAGCCUCCCCAGAUAGUUUACAUGAGUGUUUGCCAGCCAAGGGCACAGGGACAGCAGAGAUCCUCCUGAAGAAUGCUUAUGAAGCUAUCUGUAACGAAUUGAGAGGUAUAUCAGCACAGCUCCCCGAAGGGUGUGCAGCACCCAAAGUGAUUGUCAGCAGUCACAACCUAACCGAUACGGUUCAGAACAAGCAACUCCAAGCCGUUCUUCAAUGGGUGGCCGCCUCUGAGCUCAAUGUCCCCGUGUUGUACUUUGCUGGUUACGAUGAAGGAAUCCAGGAGAAGCUACGUCAGCUCUCGGCAGCCGCCGUGGACAAAGGGCGCAGCGUAGGUGAGGUUCUGCAGUCGGUGCUGUGCUAUGAGAAGGAACGACAGCUGCACGAGGCGGUGGGCAACGUCAUGCGGCUGCAGCUGCUGGACUGGCUGAUGGUGAACCUGUGA
Lipotes vexillifer (Yangtze River dolphin) is the source of this 2565-nucleotide messenger RNA. RefSeq names its product A-kinase anchoring protein 3 (gene AKAP3). Gene Ontology annotation, molecular function: protein kinase A binding. Gene Ontology annotation, cellular component: cytoplasm; sperm principal piece. Gene Ontology annotation, biological process: intracellular protein localization. The record is from RefSeq and is a predicted model, not a curated record. The transcript is spliced from 3 exons. NCBI's taxonomy places the organism in Eukaryota, Metazoa, Chordata, Mammalia, Artiodactyla, Lipotidae.